CGUAUCAAUUAAAUCACUGAAGUGCAAGCCUGCGAAGUCUGGACCGUUACAUAGGAUCAGACGGUCAACCUCUAUCGACAAUAAAGGACAUACUACUACAAAAUGACACAGAGCGAAACAAGCAUGUCCGGCGGGACGUGGUCGUCCUACCUGUUCGGAACACUGUCGGUUGUGGCGUGGAGGUCUCUACAACUCGUCACGGGUGUBGGAAUAGUGGCUCUUUUGGGCCUGUAUUUCAAGCAAAAUUCGUUGCUGUACUUUCCUGCCAUCGGAAAUAUGCCCAAAAAUCCCGCUCACAAUCCCCGGGGCUACCGAUCUCCUGCGGACUACAACCUCCCCUUUGAAGACGUUCGCAUAGUCUGYGAGGACGGAGUUUCACUCCAUGCGUGGCUGAUUUUCGGGGGGGGGAAAACAUCCAACAAUGAAAUCUCUUCAAUCCCCACGAUUCUGUUUUUCCAUGCCAAUGCGGGAAAUGUUGGAUUUCGACUGCCUAACGCAGUGGUCAUGUUGCAGCGACURAACGUGAACAUUCUGAUGGUCGAAUACCGGGGCUAUGGUCGUUCGGACAAUGUUGCUCCGGACGAAUCGGGCCUCCGAUUGGACGGGCAGGCCGCCCUGGAAUUCGCCCAGACUCACCCGAAAAUAGACCCGACGAGCAUUUUUCUUUUUGGACGAUCGCUUGGAGGYGCAGUGACCUUCGCAACAGCCAAAUACGCGCAAGAAAAUUCCAGAGGCAGGGGUGCCAACAGCAUUCAUCCCAUCAAGGGAGUGAUAGUGGAGAACACCUUCACGAGCAUCCCCGACAUGGUGGACGAACUAAUGCCGCUGGUUGCAAAAUUCAAAGGCCUCAUUCUCGCUAUCGGAUGGCAUUCCCUGAAAAUCGUCCCAACACUUACGUGUCCCGUUUUGUACCUCGCGGGUUCUAGCGACGAAAUAGUCCCUCAUUCCCAGAUGCUCCGGCUGCACCAAUCGACGUCGAGGAGUGUCCUGAACCGACUCCACGUGAUACAGCGCGGCACCCACAACGAAUCCUGGAGUCAGGGAGGAGAUGCAUACUGGGACGCAAUCAGAACAUUUCUGGCCGGAGCGAUUUCUGUCGCAAAAAAUAGCAGCAACGAAGGAUAUGUCCACCACGCUUCGGCGGRAUCGUCGUACGCCAACAGAGGCGAAAKCGGGAACAAUUUAGACAAAAAGGAAUUGUAAGAAAAGAAGAGACAGGAAAAUCUUUCUUUGUGGUCUACAUUUGUACCCUUCUUGGCAACCUUUUCUAUGUUAAUCUUCUUAAGAAGUUAUAGAAAAUAUUUUGCUCAUGUSUGCCAAUCCAAUAAUCGUUUCGAGUUCCAGGAGUUUSUUGUGUACUGUUUUCGUUGAGAGAAUGUACGAGAGAAUGGUUUCAYGACACUGUGCGAAGGCAGUGGGCGAAGGAUAUCUUUUGAAUUUCGUAAUCACUCUUGGAGAGGCAGUGGCAUCCUGACAUGUCCUUCGCUCUGACGAAKAUCAGUAACGAAUUUUCAAGUAGUUGCAACGAAUCGUCACCARUACCAACAUGGGAAAAACUGUCUUCGGACACACCACGGCAGCACUCUAAUUCAUUUUCCAUUCUAUUGAUCAUGAGCGAUUGAUUAGAUAAAAAUAAUCUUUUCGUCAUUUUUGGAAGUAUCAUCCUCGUCUAUUUUCUGAAAUAAUCAUAAAAAGAAUGRCGKUUAGAACGAGAUACRGAGAGGCGAGGGAAMAUUCAUUUAUUCCGUGCAUACAAAAGUACAUAGUGGUCUUGCCCUAUAGUUUAUUGAUAAUUUAUAUCUUUAUGCUGGUAUUUGUCGUUUCAUUGUGUGCUGUACUGGUUUUUUGUUUGUUUAGAGAAUGGUGGAUCCAGGGAAUUUGAUGGGAUCGGGUUUUCCGAUGGCAUGAACCUCGAAACCAAUGUCUCUCAAUUCUUUGURGUUUAGGUGGAGUCGCCCGUCGAAUAGGAAGGCAGGUUUUUGCAUGCUGUCGUAAAUUUUUUGGUAGUCGUAGGUCUUGAAUUCAUCCCAUUCAGUCAUAAUACAGACAGCAUGGGCUCCCUURCAAGCUUCGUAUGGGUCCGUAGACGUUGUGACAAGCUCGUCAAGAUUCUUAGUAUUUUCGUGGUUGAUGCCACAUGUGUAUGACAUUUCGGUCCACAUGUCCUCGCGGGAMACCUGUGGGUCGUAAACRUGGAUCUUGGCGUUUUCUUCGAGAAGAUCUCUGACAACAAACAUGGAUGGGGUUUCUCGCACGUCACCUGUGUCCUUCUUGAAGGCGUAUCCCAAAACUGCAAUCUUCUUUCCUGUCACUGUGUUGAACAUAGAAGAAACGAUUUCCUCCGAGAAUCUCUUCUUUUGGAAGUCAUUCAUCUGAAUAACCUGACGCCAGUAAUCCGCACAGGGUUGCAAUCCGUAGGUUUCGCACAAGUAGACAAGGUUCAGAAUAUCUUUUUGGAAGCACGAUCCUCCAAAUCCUACGGAUGGCUGCAAAAAACGCUUUCCAAUACGGUCGUCCAUACCAACCGCCCGGCUAAUUUCRGUCACAUCAGCUCCUGUAACCUCGCACAAGGCCGAGAUGGAGUUGAUGGAUGAAACACGCUGUGCCAAGAAGGCAUUCGCGACCAACUUGGAUAAUUCGGACGACCAAAGAUUAGUGGUCAAAAUUUGUUCGCGCGGAAUCCAGUUGGCAUAGACGCUAACCACGGUUUCGAUUGCCGCUAGACCUUCGGGAGUUUGUGGUCCACCGAUCAAAACACGAUCGGGGUUGUGAAGAUCGGACAUGGCGGUACCCUCRGCCAAAAAUUCGGGAUUACUCAAGACCUGGAAGGUGACGUCAGGCUUCUGUUCAUUGGCCGAUAGGAUACGGUUGAUGGCCUCUGCGGUGCGAACGGGGACAGUGGAUUUUUCAACAACAAUCUUAGACGAAGUUGCGACCUUAGCAAUGUGUCUGGCACAAAGCUCGCAGUUCUUGAUGUUGGCCGCCGAACCGGCUCCGAUUCCCUUCGUUUUGGUUGGUGUGUUGACCGAAAUAAAAAUCACAUCGGCUUCAUCAAUUUCCUUGUCUAACUCAGUGGAAAAAAACAAAUUUUUUCCUCGAGUUUUCUUGACGCACUCAAGAAGACCAGGUUCGUAAAUAGGCAACUCRUCGGUCUUCCAUGCAUCGAUCUGCUUUUGAGAGAUGUCUCCGACGACAACGCGGAUCUAUAGUGGUGA
Pseudo-nitzschia multistriata is the source of this 3215-nucleotide messenger RNA. The record is from the annotation of a GenBank genome assembly. NCBI's taxonomy places the organism in Eukaryota, Bacillariophyta, Bacillariophyceae, Bacillariales, Bacillariaceae.